This is a messenger RNA of Striga asiatica, 357 nucleotides long. NCBI's taxonomy places the organism in Eukaryota, Viridiplantae, Streptophyta, Magnoliopsida, Lamiales, Orobanchaceae. The record is from the annotation of a GenBank genome assembly.
UUGGCUUCCUAUGACACUAGGCCUGCUGCGUGGACGCCUGCUCGAGUGCAAAUACAUCCUCCGGACUCCAUCGAGCUGUGUUACUUCGAGGCCAAGGAGAAAGUCCAUGCUAAGAUUGACCUUAAGGAAAAUGAACUAAACACUUGGCUANUCAACUUGAUAGAAGAAUUCAUCAAGACAUUUUCCUGUGGCAUUAAAUCUUAUUUUCUAUUUUUCCUCUCAGAAAAAAAAGGCUCAAGAAUCACAUUGCAGUCCCCAAACUCCUGGGAAGAAUUUUGUGUGACAAUGAUGCUGCUUCAAGUUAGUCUUUUACCUCUAUGCAUCUAUGCAACUCUUGAGAUACUGUGUGAUGCUUGA